AUGUCCCCUUUUCAGGCAGUUUAUGGCACCCCUCCUCCAUUGGUCUCAAUGUAUACCCCGGGUUCCAUGGUCGUCCAUUCUGUUGACCGUACUUUACAGGAUCGCAAUGCUUUGCUUCAACUGCUCAAAUUGCAUAUGUCCCAGGCCCAGAACAAGAUGAAACAACACGCGGAUUCCAACCGGACCGAAAAGGAAUUCCAAGUUGGCGAUUGGGUGUUCCUAAAGUUACAUCCUUAUCGCCAACAAUCAUUAGUCAAACGGCCAUCUCAUAAACUCUCUCCCCGUUAUCACAGGCCAUUCAAGGUUCAGGCCCAAGUCGGCAAGGUAGCCUACCGGUUGUAUCUCCCUCCUCAUUCCAAGAUUCAUCCAGUUUUUCAUGUUUCUCUCUUGAAGAAACGUGUCAGCGAUGAUAUUCCACUUUCCUCCACACUUCCCCACUCCAACAGCAAGGGUGAAUUGGUUUGGCAACCUUUGAAAGUGCUCGACAUGACUGUUUGCAAGAAGAAGAAGCGCUCUGUCACUAAAUGGUUCAUCCAGUGGGCCAGUCUUCCUGUGGAGGAUGCUACUUAG
This is a messenger RNA of Rosa chinensis, 570 nucleotides long. RefSeq lists its product as uncharacterized. Bases 1 to 570 code for a protein of 189 amino acids. NCBI's taxonomy places the organism in Eukaryota, Viridiplantae, Streptophyta, Magnoliopsida, Rosales, Rosaceae. The transcript has a single exon. The record is from RefSeq and is a predicted model, not a curated record.